CAUUCCACAGGCCACGGACCAGAGAAUACGGAAUACGGAAUAAGGAGCACGCAGCACAGAGGCACGUUCCACCCCCGCGCAAGAGCAAGAGGAAGAGGAAGAGCAAGAGCAAGAGGAAGAGCAAGAGCCAGUUGGUUCAGUUGGUUCUUCAGUUGGUUUCGCCCUUAAUAUCGAUCCCGGGCACGCGCUCUGCGCUCUUUCGGACUAUCGGACAUUCGGAUUCAGAUUCGGAUUCGGAUUCGGACUUUGAUUCGCAGGAUAUUCGAUUGGAGGCAACGAGUUCGCCGAGCAGCCAUCGCCACUCGCAGUCGUUUGUGAGCGUUCGCAGCGCCAGCAAAGUGUUAAACGAACAAGCCAACAACAAACCAAAUACAACAGUUAAACGGUCUCCGAACCACAAAUUGAGAGCCAGAGGCCACAGAGUCCAGAGUCCAGCCGCAGAAGCAGCUAAAUUCAGAGCCCCGUCUGAGAUUCUCAGCCAGGAGACACAGGACAAAGGAGCCAAGCAGCCAAAAGGAGCCAAGGAUCCAAGGAGCUGAAAGGAGUGCGAACAAUGUGCGCCGCGCUGCGUCGUAAUUUGUUGCUGCGGAGCCUCUGGGUCGUCCUGGCCAUUGGCACCGCUCAGGUUCAGGCCGCCUCGCCGCGAUGGGAGCCCCAGAUUGCCGUUCUCUGCGAGGCCGGACAAAUCUAUCAGCCGCAGUAUCUCUCGGAGGAGGGACGCUGGGUGACGGACCUCAGCAAGAAGACAACCGGCGCCACAUGUUUGCGUGAUAAAAUGGAUUUGCUUGAUUACUGCAAGAAGGCCUAUCCCAACCGAGACAUAACCAACAUCGUCGAGUCAUCCCACUACCAGAAGAUCGGUGGUUGGUGUCGUCAGGGUGCUUUGAAUGCGGCAAAGUGCAAGGGCUCCCACCGCUGGAUCAAGCCGUUCCGCUGCCUUGAAGGACCAUUCCAAUCGGACGCCCUACUGGUGCCCGAGGGCUGUCUCUUCGAUCACAUCCACAACGCCUCCCGCUGCUGGCCGUUCGUGAGGUGGAACCAAACUGGAGCGGCCGCCUGCCAGGAGCGCGGAAUGCAGAUGCGCAGCUUCGCCAUGCUCCUGCCCUGCGGCAUCUCCCUCUUCUCCGGCGUGGAGUUCGUCUGCUGUCCCAAGCACUUCAAGACCGAUGAAAUCCAUGUGAAAAAGACCGACUUACCGGUCAUGCCGCCCGCACAGAUCACAAGUGCCAACGACGAACUGGUGGUCAACGACGAGGACGACAGCAACGAUUCCAAUUACUCGAAGGACGCCAAUGACGACGAGCUGGACGACGAGGACGAUCUGAUGGGCGACGACGAGGAGGACGAGAUGGUGGCCGAUGAGGCGGCUGCUGCUGGCGGAAGUCCCGGGAGCACCGGGUCCUCCGGCGAUGCCAACAGCGGAUCCCUGGACGACAUCAACGCGGAGUACGACAGCGGCGAGGAGGGCGACAACUACGAGGAGGACGGAGCCGGUUCCGAGGGCGAGGCGGUCGAGGGCGAGGCCUCGUGGGAUCAGAGCGGCGGAGCCAAGCUGGUCACCCUGAAGGGUGGCUCCUCCUCUGCGCCGUCGAGCGUUCCGGUUGCCCCCGCCGCCUCCGCCGCCGACAAGACGACCCUCAAGUCCGACUUGGUCACCAGCACCCCUCAACUUUCUGCCGCCGCCGCAGCUGCCGCCGCUGCUGCUGCUGCAGCUGGCAGUGCCAGUGGAAACCAGGGGGCUGGAGCCGGAGUUGGAGUUGGUGUUGGUGUUGGAGCUGGAGCACCGCCAUCGACCGCCCAACCCACCUCCGAUCCCUAUUUCACCCACUUCGACCCGCACUACGAGCACCAGAGCUACAAAGUAAGUCAGAAAGAAGCCCAACAGCGCCUUGAGGAAUCGCACCGCGAGAAGGUCACGCGCGUGAUGAAGGACUGGUCCGAUCUGGAGGAGAAGUACCAGGACAUGCGGCAGGCGGACCCCAAGGCAGCCCAAUCCUUUAAGCAGCGGAUGACGGCCCGCUUCCAGACUUCUGUUCAGGCACUCGAGGAAGAAGGCAACGCCGAGAAACACCAGCUGGCCGCCAUCCACCAGCAGCGCGUUCUGGCCCACAUCAAUCAGCGGAAGCGUGAGGCCAUGACCUGUUACACCCAAGCCCUAACCGAGCAGCCCCCGAACGCCCAUCACGUUGAAAAGUGCUUGCAGAAGCUGCUGCGCGCCCUGCACAAGGAUCGUGCCCAUGCCUUGGCCCACUACCGCCACCUGUUGAACUCCGGAGGACCCGGCGGUCUGGAGGCGGCUGCUUCGGAGCGACCACGCACUCUGGAACGCCUGAUCGACAUCGAUCGAGCUGUUAACCAGUCGAUGACCAUGCUCAAACGCUAUCCAGAGCUGUCGGCCAAGAUCGCCCAACUGAUGAACGACUACAUCCUGGCGCUGCGCAGCAAGGACGACAUUCCCGGGUCCUCGUUGGGCAUGAGCGAGGAGGCGGAGGCCGGCAUUCUGGACAAGUACCGCAUCGAGAUCGAGCGCAAGGUGGCCGAGAAGGAGCGCCUGCGACUGGCCGAGAAGCAGCGCAAGGAGCAGAGGGCCGCCGAGCGGGAAAAGCUGCGCGAGGAGAAGCUGCGGCUGGAGGCCAAAAAGGUGGACGACAUGCUCAAGUCGCAGGCGGCCGAGCAGCAGCAGCAGCAAGUGCAGUCGCCCCAGUCGUCGACCCAAUCGCAGGCGCAGCAGCAGCAGCAGGAGAAGAGCCUGAGCAGCAAGGAGCUGGGUCUCGACGGCGGACUGGUCACAGCGGCCAAUCCCAACUUGGACACCACCAAGAGCGAGAAGGAGCUGUCGGACACUGAGUACGCCGAAGCCACAGUGAGCAGCACCAAGGUGCAGACCGUGCUGCCCACGGUCGACGACGAUGCCGUUCAGCGGGCGGUGGAGGACGUGGCCGCUGCCGUCGCUCACCAGGAGGCCGAGCCGCAGGUGCAGCACUUCAUGACCCACGACCUGGGCCACCGCGAAUCGAGCUUCUCGUUGCGCCGCGAGUUCGCGCAGCAUGCGCACGCGGCCAAGGAGGGUCGCAACGUCUACUUCACGCUCUCCUUCGCCGGCAUCGCCCUAAUGGCGGCCGUCUUUGUGGGCGUGGCCGUGGCCAAGUGGCGAACAUCACGCUCGCCGCACGCCCAGGGCUUCAUAGAGGUCGAUCAGAACGUGACCACACACCAUCCCAUCGUGCAGGAGGAGAAGAUCGUGCCCAACAUGCAGAUCAAUGGGUACGAGAAUCCGACCUACAAAUAUUUCGAAGUGAAAGAGUAAGCGGGAUGGCAACAGGAACGCGGCUGGCCAGAGCGAGAGCGAGAACGCGAACGAGCGAGAAGCACACAUCAACAGCAAAAAAUCAGCAGCAACCACAAUUUCAAAAUGGAAAAACUUAAGCAUAAUAUUAAAAAGCAGAUGGGAAGAGAAAUGAUUUUUUUUUUUCGUCAAAAGGAGCGCAGUUCCAAUAAGAAGAAUCGAGGGGUAGAAGAAGAAAGAUAAAUUCAAUGAAUGGUAAUAUAUCUAUAUAUUAAAUUAAAGCAAGCAAGCAGAAAGGCAAGAAUAUAAUGCAAGCAAUUAAAUUUAAGUAUUUGAAUGUUUAACAAAAUGCAGUAAACAUCCUUUCUAGCUCUCUAUCUCUCUUUCUCUCUCUGUCUCACUCAACCACUCUGUCCCUUUCCCACUCACACACACAACCUUACUCUUGUUGGUCGCCAAGGAAGAGACAACUAAUAGCCAAAGAGGCAAGCGAAAAUCCGUGCAAAGGCAACAUGGAGAAGAGAGAAAGAUGAGAGCAAAGGCGAGACAACAAGGAUCACACAGACGAACACACUUACCCGAAAAAAGAAAAGGGGAGCAGGCGGAGGAGAAGAAAGAAAAGAGAGCAGAAGAAAAGCAAAACAAAA
Molecule: messenger RNA, 3933 nt
Organism: Drosophila ficusphila
Lineage: Eukaryota; Metazoa; Arthropoda; Insecta; Diptera; Drosophilidae
Gene: Appl
Product: amyloid-beta-like protein
Exons: 12
Coding region: 554-3307 (917 amino acids)
Biological process (GO): central nervous system development; axonogenesis
Cellular component (GO): neuron projection; neuronal cell body; membrane
Molecular function (GO): heparin binding; transition metal ion binding
Source: RefSeq, a predicted model, not a curated record